AUGACAACAGCUCUCGUUAAGCUCAAGGAUAAACGAGGUAAUUUGGUCGUGGCACGAGCACUUUUGGAUUCUUGUUCUACCGUAAAUUUGAUAACUGAAACCUUUGCAAAUUCUCUGGCCUUACCUAAUUCACCUUGCUCAGUAAACAUUGAAGCAGUCGAUGGCUUAUCCACGGCUGUUAACAAAUUCAUUCAAACCAGUGUUCAUUCAAAUUACAAUAAUUCAAAUUUUCCAGUUCGUUUUUUGAUUGUACCUAGAAUUGCUGAUGCUGUGCCUAACGACACUUUUCCUCGCAAACUCUUUGACAUUCCAAAAAAUCUAAAACUCGCUGAUCCUCAAUUUCAUUUACCAAAGUCCAUCGACAUUCUUUUAUCAUCCAGUACUACCUUGUCAGUAUUAGCUGUAGGUCAAAUUAAACUCCGACACAAGGAAUCAGAAAUCAUCUUGCAAAAAACUAGUCUGGGUUGGGUUGUAGCAGGAGGGGUCAGGGACCAACCAUCUCCAAACUCAGCUCGGUGCAACUUAACUAAAUUAGACAAACUCGUUGAGCGUUUCUGGCUUAUUGAAGACUUCGAUCACGAACCGAUUAAGUCACGAGACGAUGUUGCUUGCGAGCAACAUUUCCUCAAUCACACUCAGCGCGAUCCUUCCGGGCGUUAUAUUGUGCGUCUUCCCUUUAGAGAUUCCAAAUUCAAACUCGGUGAAUCCAAAUCGCAAGCGCUCAAGCGUUUUCAUUUUCUAGAAAGAAGGUUUGAAAGGGACCCGUCGUUAAAGGUAGAGUACUCAAAGGUGAUGAACGAGUAUCUCACUUUAGGUCACAUGAGUCUAAGCGAAGACUCCGAGGACAGCUAUUAUUUACCUCAUCAUGCGGUGAUCAAACAAUCCAGCGAAACCACCAAGGCCCCACCUUGCAAAACACCAUCUUUGAGCAAGUGCUUAGGUUCCGGACUCAUACGAAAACUGUCGACUUGUCAACUCAAUACCGUAACUUUUGGUACUGCUUCAGCUCCAUUCUUAGCAAUCCGGACCAUUCAACAGCUCGCUCGCGAUGAAGCCAAGGACUUCCCACGAGCUAGCAAAAUAUUACUCCGUGAUUUUUAUGUCGAUGAUCUCGUGUCAGGCGGAGAAACUCUUGAGGAGAUCUUGGCGAUUCGCGACGAGAUGAUAGCGUUGUUACGUAGAGGAGGUUUUGCCAUUCGAAAAUGGGCCUCUAAUCACUCGUCUGCUUUAGAUAGUAUCGACAAAACCAUCUUUGAUUUAGAUUGCGUGAUCAAGGAAGAUCCCAUCCAAAAAAUGUUAGGCAUCGUAUGGGAUUCCAAACAAGAUCUUCUUCAGUAUUCUACCAACGUCGUUGACGCUCAAGCCACCUCCACAAAGCGCUUACUUUUAUCUGAAACAUCUAAGAUUUAUGACCCUCUUGGCCUUUUAGGACCAGUCGUAUUGUAUGCCAAAGUCUUGAUCCAAGAUUGCUGGAAGGCAAAGAUUACCUGGGACGAGUCGCUUCCACAAGACAUCUCGUUCAAAUGGAAAUCGCUGACCAGCGAACUUGCACUAUUAAGACAAGUGUCGUUCCCUCGACAAUUCCUAGUUUCUAAUCCAAUUCAAGUUCAAGUUCUUGGAUUUUGUGAUGCCUGCUCUUACGGAUAUGGAGCCUGCAUGUUCCUUAGAUCCUCAGAUUCCACCAAUACGGUAGUGAUUAGGUUGAUUUGCAGCAAGUCGCGAGUCGCGCCUCUGAAAGGGGUAACCAUUCCUAGGUUAGAGUUGUGUUCCGCUUCUCUUCUUAAGAAACUUUAUGUAGAGGCUAAACCCCAAUUCAACUUCCCGAUCAAUCAAACUAUUUUUUGGUCCGAUUCCACCAUUGUUCUGGCCUGGUUAAGAAAGGCCCCGCACCUGCUAAGAGUUUUUGAGUCAAACAGAGUUGCCGACAUUCAAACGUUAGGAGACCAGGUCGAAUGGCGGCACGUGCGUUCGGAGGACAACCCGGCGGACGCUCUGUCUAGAGGUCAGUUGCCAUCCGAGUUUAUUAAUAAUUCACUCUGGACUUCGGGUCCCCCGUGGCUUGCUCUUCCACCGCGCGAUUGGCCGACAUCUGCUCAUCUCUCUCCCAAAGACUUACCAGGACUCAAACAAGGAACCUGUUUAGUAACCAAUCCAGUUCCAGUUUCUUCAUUCAGUGAAAUCUAUUCACGUUUUUCUUCCUAUGAUCGUUUCACCAGGAUAAUAGCAUAUGUCUCGCGAUGGAAACUCACGUGUAGAAACCCAAACCAACGCAUUCGGUUGUUUCCCGAAAUUACGGAUCCCUCGAACCGAAUUAGAAAGAUCAUAGCGUUGAUGCCUCCAUUACUAGUUCUUGAGGUUGCAGCUUCUGAAACUAAAAUUCUCAAGCUUCUUCAACAAGAAAGAUUUUCACUAGAACUUCGUCAGUUAUCAAAUUCAUCUGGAUCAUGUCGCAAGGGAACUAGCUUCGACAAGCUAACUCCGUUCAUAGAUGAUCAGGGUCUCAUUCGCGUGGGGGGGCGUUUGAAGGAGGCUGAUCUUCCAUAUGAUCAAAAACAUCCAAUUUUAUUGCCCCGAGACCACCACAUAACUAAUCUAUUAAUUCGUAAAGUUCAUCGUUCCAAUUUGCAUGCCGGAAUUCAAACUACACUUUACGCGAUUAGGUCCAAAUUUUUCAUCAUCAACGGAAAGAGACAAAUCCGAAAAAUCAUUCAUAGUUGCGUAGACUGUAUUCGUCAAAAACCACCAGCAGCUCAUGCUCAGAUGGGAAAUUUACCUAAGGCCAGAGUAGAGGGAUCUCCUGCCUUUGAUCACACCGGUGUUGAUUUCUUUGGGCCCAUGCUCAUUAAAGAAAAGAAAAAUCGAAAUAAGUCCUUCCUAAAGGUCUACGGUAGUGUUUUUAUCUGUUUAGCUUCAAAGGCCGUCCACAUCGAACUCGUAUCAGAUUUGUCUACUGAAGGUUUUUUGAUUGCUUUCCGUCGGUUCGUCUCACGCCGAGGCAUACCAAGUAAUGUAUAUUCCGAUAACGGCACCAAUUUCGUGGGUGCAGACAGACAGCUUCAGGAGCUUUACGACCUUUUCGAGAAACCUGAAUUUCGCGAAAGGGUGGGCGAACAUGCUAUCACGAAAAGAAUACAAUGGCAUUUCAACCCUCCCUUGUCGCCCCACUUUGGAGGUCUUUGGGAGGCAGCUGUAAAGAGUUUUAAACAUCAUCUUAAGCGGAUACUAGACAAACAACUUACGUUUGAACAACUAGAAACAUUCUUAAUCGAAAUUGAAGCGAUAUUGAAUUCGCGACCUUUGUGUGCUCUUUCAGCUGACCCCAAUGACCCACUAGCUAUUACACCUGCGCAUCUGUUAAUCGGACGCCCAUUCAAUGUCUUACCCGAGGAAUCUUUGAUUUCAGUUACAAGCAAUCGUCUGUCGACCACCAACUUCAUGAUCCAAGCCCGACAAAACUUCUGGAUGAAGUGGCAUAGAGAAUAUCUCCAUGAGAUCCAAUUACAACAAAAAUGGCAUACGUCAAACUCAGAAAUUAAACCUGGACUGGUUGUUCUCAUGAUGGAUGACCUAACACAUUGUGCAAGGUGGCCACUGGGCGUAAUCCUCGAGGUCUUUCCUGGGAGUGACGGCAUCGCUCGAGUAGCUUCUGUAAAAACUACAGCUGGAGUCUACAAGCGCAAUAUUACUCGAUUAUGUAUCUUACCGACCGAACGAUAG
Messenger RNA from Phymastichus coffea, 3717 nucleotides. RefSeq lists its product as uncharacterized. NCBI's taxonomy places the organism in Eukaryota, Metazoa, Arthropoda, Insecta, Hymenoptera, Eulophidae. Gene Ontology annotation, biological process: DNA integration. The record is from RefSeq and is a predicted model, not a curated record. The transcript has 3 exons. Gene Ontology annotation, molecular function: nucleic acid binding. The coding region runs from base 1 to 3717 and encodes 1238 amino acids.